AAAUUGGUACAAACGCGUUUAUAGUUUGAACUUUAAAUUUUCCGCUUAGUAAUCCUAUUAUACUAUACUACGAUCUUCGAUUCUUGAAUUUUUCCAUUUAAGUCCAAAUCCGUUCUUUUAUUUCGAUUCAAUUCAUUUGUCCAUCAAUAUGGCAACAGAAAGAUAUAGUUUCUCGUUGACCACUUUCAGCCCAUCGGGUAAACUCGUCCAGAUUGAAUAUGCGUUAGCAGCAGUGUCGGCUGGUGCAGCAUCAGUCGGUAUCAAAGCUUCAAAUGGUGUUGUGGUUGCCACAGAAAAUAAGCGUAAGUCUCUUUUAUAUGAAACAACAGUGGAAAAAGUACAAAAAAUAACACCUAACAUUGGAAUGGUUUAUAGUGGUAUGGGUCCUGAUUAUAGACUACUUGUAAGAAAAGCAAGAAAAGAAGCUGCCCAAUACCAAUUGAAAUUUGAAGAAGAAAUACCUACAGCAAUAUUAGUACAAGAAGUUGCUAGUGUUAUGCAAGAAUAUACACAAUCAGGUGGUGUGAGACCUUUUGGUGUAUCAUUGUUGGUAUGUGGGUGGGAUAGAACUGGUCCCAAACUGUAUCAAUGUGAUCCAUCUGGUGCAUACUUUGCCUGGAAGGCAACAGCACUGGGAAAAAAUUACGUGAAUAGCAAAUUGUUUUUAGAAAAGCGGUAUAAAGAAGACUUGGAGUUGGAAGAUGCGAUUCAUACAGCAAUUUUGGCAUUAAAAGAAGGAUUUGAAGGACAAAUGACUGCUGAUAAUAUUGAAGUUGGCGUUUGCCGUAAGAAUAGAAAUAAUGAAAUCAUUUUUGAAAAACUCGAUCAACAACAAGUGGCUGAUUAUUUAGCCAAUAUACCUAAUUAAUUGAAUGAUAAUUUCAAAUGAAUACCUUAUACAUAUUUGAUGUAUUUGUAUUAAUAACACUUGAAUAUCACGAGAAAGUACUGUUAUUUCAUAGAAUUUUAUACAUUAUCUGUUUAUCAAUGAAAUAAUUGAUUUUUCAAAGUAAAGGCAUACGGUAUUUUUUAA
Messenger RNA from Sipha flava (yellow sugarcane aphid), 1033 nucleotides. RefSeq names its product proteasome subunit alpha type-2 (gene Prosalpha2). The transcript is spliced from 6 exons. Gene Ontology annotation, biological process: ubiquitin-dependent protein catabolic process. Lineage: Eukaryota; Metazoa; Arthropoda; Insecta; Hemiptera; Aphididae. The record is from RefSeq and is a predicted model, not a curated record. Bases 149 to 868 code for a protein of 239 amino acids. Gene Ontology annotation, cellular component: proteasome core complex, alpha-subunit complex; proteasome core complex.